AUGAAUAAAACAGCGAACAGUAAAAACGUACAACCCAAGUACAAAUUAGAAAAACUAAUUGGAAAAGGUACAUUUGGAAAAGUCUAUUACGCGAUAGACUUGUCUACGCAGGAAGCAGUUGCUAUCAAAAGAUCUCCCAAAUGGAGGAAUAAAGUGUCGAGGGAAGUCCAUUUAUUAAGAAAGAUGAGAUACAGCACAAACAUAAUAAAUAUAAAAUCAAUCUUCUACACAUUCACAGAAAAAGGAUUUAUAAUUCAAAACAUUGUGUUCAAGCACAUGACGUACAGUUUAGGAAAAUAUAUUAGACUAAAAAAACAAGAAAAAAGAGAAAACAAGUACGAUCGCAUCGCGUCAUUCGACUUGCGAAGUAUCAUUUAUCAAAUAUGCAUAGGGGUCAAGCAUUUGCAUGAACAUAAUUUUGCCCAUAGGGACUUAAAGCCUGACAAUAUUUUAAUCGACUUUGAUGCCUCCAAUAUUAAAGUUGAAAUAUGCGAUUUAGGAUCGGCAAAAAAAGUUGAAACAGAUAUUAUUUCUAUACCUUACAUUUGUUCGAGAUGGUACAGAGCACCGGAGCUGUUAUGCGGUUCAAUGUAUUAUACGACAGACGUGGACUUAUGGUCUCUGGGAUGUAUAAUUUUUGAACUGAUUAUUCUCUGCCCUCUGUUUCCAGGAAAAUACAAAAAUAAUGAAUUUUCAGAAGAAUGCUCACAAAUAAUAAAUUUAAUCGAAGUUUUAGGAUCCCCUAAAAUGAGUUUCUACGAGAACAUAAAAGAUAGCACCAGUAAAAAAAAUAAAUUGCUUAUAAAGGAGUUAUGUGAAUUAAAUAUUGAGCCCUUAUCAUGGACUAGUAUUUUAGGAGAUGUUUUGGGAAAUGGUGAAAAGGAGCUAAUUAAUAUCAUAGACGGACUUUUAAAAUGGUGUCCAAAUGAGCGAUUAAAAAUUGAUGAUGUUUUGAGUAACCCUUACUUUUCUACAUUUCGUGUAUAA
Molecule: messenger RNA, 987 nt
Organism: Plasmodium malariae
Lineage: Eukaryota; Apicomplexa; Aconoidasida; Haemosporida; Plasmodiidae
Product: protein kinase, putative
Exons: 13
Coding region: 1-987 (328 amino acids)
Biological process (GO): signal transduction; protein phosphorylation
Cellular component (GO): cytoplasm
Molecular function (GO): ATP binding; protein serine/threonine kinase activity
Source: RefSeq, a predicted model, not a curated record